This is a messenger RNA of Piliocolobus tephrosceles (Ugandan red Colobus), 732 nucleotides long. RefSeq names its product family with sequence similarity 229 member B (gene FAM229B). The record is from RefSeq and is a predicted model, not a curated record. Bases 385 to 627 code for a protein of 80 amino acids. NCBI's taxonomy places the organism in Eukaryota, Metazoa, Chordata, Mammalia, Primates, Cercopithecidae. The transcript is spliced from 4 exons.
GAGGGCUGCCGUAAGUCACGCUGCUGCCGCAAGCCGCUGCCGUCGCUAAGUGCGUCCCUAGGUUCAGGUUAAAGUUUUCCGUCAGAAGGCCGCGCAAGUGCGCUUGCGUCUCACCGUUACCAUAGCGACCGGGCCUCUGGACUGCAGAUCCUAACUGCCUUGUCAACACCUUUGAGCAUCGGCAGCUGCGGAGGCCGGGGUAACUGGCGGCAGGUAGGAAACUAUGUGAAAGAAUCUCCUGAUGUCAUAAUUUCCGGGUGUCACUGGAACAUUUGAUCAUCAUUCCUUUGGCAGUUCCAGCCUUCUAUGGAAGGCCAGUAGAAAGCAUUGAUUUAUUCACCUCUACAGGAAUCAGACUCAGCCUCUUUUGGUUUUCAGUGAAUUAUGCCUUUUCGAUUUGGAACCCAGCCAAGGAGGUUUCCAGUGGAAGGAGGAGACUGUUCAAUUGGGCUGGAACCGGGGCUGAGCUCCAGUGCUGCCUGUAAUGGGAAGGAGAUGUCGCCAACCAGGCAACUCCGGAGGUGCCCUGGAAGUCAUUGCCUGACAAUAACUGAUGUUCCUAUCACUGUCUAUGCAACAAUGAGAAAGCCACCUGCACAAAGCAGCAAGGAAAUGCAUCCUAAAUAGCACCAUUAAGUCUUUUGUCAAGGUCUGACUAGGUCAAGGGUAAUGGACCAGUAUCAUCUGCUGAUCUGGUAAACAAAUAAAAGUGGUGGCACCUUUAGAUGAUGA